GGCGGCGCUUGACUAGUCACUAGCACUGUCAAUUAAAGUUCACUGGAAGCGCCUACUUCAAUUGGCUAUGUUCUAUACCAACUCAACCACCACAACCACAUCAGAUGUCGCCACACGAACUCAGAUAAGCCGGCGCACAUCUAUUUAAAGCCUGCACGAACGAAGCACUCACAUUCGAUCCACCCUUCGUCCCCGUCCGCUUUCAAGCCACUCCCAUAUGCCCAGGUCAGCUUCCUCCUCCGACACUUGUUACAUGCCCCUCGAUUCAACGUUGUCGAAGAUCGAUCUGGACCUAGAAGACCAGCCGCCGCUGUUCUCGGAUCUACCCACGGAGAAGGAUGUCUUUUCCAAGUCCAGCUCUUCUCGUAUCAGUAGUAUGAGCGGGGACACUCUGCUUCCUUAUCCCGCCACCAUCCCCCCGCUCGCCACAGACAAGCCGCGCAAACGUAGAAGGCUCCGACGGUGCGCUGCCUGUUGCGUCGACUUCGCAGAGGACGCAGGGCUCUGGUUCAUCUUCAUCGGAGGCAUCUCCCUUCUCGUCGCUGUGGCCGCAUCUCUCGUCGGCGCCGGCUUCUCACCCUUCUGUUCGUACAUUGGCCUCUAUUUUCUGCGGCACAAAGAGGAGUACGUGGACGCCGAUACCAAGGCGAUCUACAUCGCGAGCGCCACAGGCGGUGCUGUCCUGGCUGUCGCGGUGGUCUUCGUGGCCUGGGUUGUCUGCGCCACGAUAAAGUCGCUCUUGGAGGGAUCUCUGAGCCUGGUGCCCUGGAGUGACGACGACGACGGGUCGUCCAUCGUAUUCUGGGCGAUCGUGACCAUGCUCGCCUCUGUGCCUGUCGGGGUCUGCGGGCAAGCGGUGGGAUACUACAUAUUGCAGGGAAGACUGUCGGGAGGGCUGGACCUGCACCUCGCGUUCAAAUUGGAUGGUGUCGGCUACCCGCUGGCCCUUCUGGCACUCAUUGGCGGCACGGGAGGGUGCUGUGCAUACAAUAGUUGGGGCAACUAAGGCGGAUGCUCAUCGGAAUCGACGAGGUAUGCAUUACCGCUGUCCAAUGUUCCUCUGUGGAGACGAGCCUCAACUGUUCGCCAGCCGUUUGUGGCAAUAGAUGUGGCUUGUUUCUUGUUCGCGAAGUCUCGCACCUGUACGUGUAUUUCGAAGCGGAGGCAUUGUGUGUAUGUAUCCUGGGUCGUUCCCAUUUU
Molecule: messenger RNA, 1200 nt
Organism: Postia placenta MAD-698-R-SB12
Lineage: Eukaryota; Fungi; Basidiomycota; Agaricomycetes; Polyporales; Adustoporiaceae
Exons: 1
Coding region: 218-1006 (262 amino acids)
Source: RefSeq, a predicted model, not a curated record